Salvia splendens (bonfire salvia) is the source of this 705-nucleotide messenger RNA. Its product is annotated as NAC domain-containing protein 90. The coding region runs from base 1 to 705 and encodes 234 amino acids. The record is from RefSeq and is a predicted model, not a curated record. Gene Ontology annotation, molecular function: DNA binding. Gene Ontology annotation, biological process: regulation of DNA-templated transcription. Lineage: Eukaryota; Viridiplantae; Streptophyta; Magnoliopsida; Lamiales; Lamiaceae. The transcript is spliced from 3 exons.
AUGGGUGAUUUGCCUGUAGGUUUUAGGUUCUAUCCCACAGAGGAGGAACUGCUCCUUUACUAUCUUCCUAACAAGCUCAACGGCAUGAAUCCCGACAUCGACAGAGUCAUACCUCUUCUGAACAUCUACGAUUACAAUCCAUGGGAGCUUCCACAACAUGCUGGAGAAAUGUGCCGUGGCGACAAAGAGCAGUGGUUCUUCUUCACCACGAUGCAAGAAAGGGAGGCCCGGGGAGGAAGGCCCAACCGUCUUACUGAGAAGGGAUAUUGGAAAGCUACUGGCUCUCCUUCUGAUGUUUUCACUUGCCAAAAUCUCCGAAUCGGAAGGAAGAAAACCAUGGUUUUCUACGAGGGCCGAGCUCCCCACGGAUCAAAAACUACCUGGAAAAUGAACGAGUAUAAAGUCUAUGAUCAGUCUCCCAAUCCUCAGCUGAAGGAAGAGCUCAGCUUGUGCCGGAUUUACAAUAGAUCCAAGUGCGCGAGGGCGUUUGAUAGGCGGCCGGCUGCGGCCGAGGCUGAUGGAGCGGCGACGCAGUGCCACAACCACCGCAAUCGCAGUGCUGACGUGGCCUUCGCUGCGAGCGAUGAUCCGCAGAUUAAUCCAACGGCGGGGAGUGAAUUGAUGAAUUGGGACAUUGAAACUCAAAGUGAACCUUUGUGGGAUUCGGAAGAUUUGAUGAUGAUACUCAAGUGGUUUGAUUUGUGA